Panicum hallii is the source of this 1854-nucleotide messenger RNA. RefSeq names its product endoplasmic reticulum-Golgi intermediate compartment protein 3-like. The transcript is spliced from 13 exons. NCBI's taxonomy places the organism in Eukaryota, Viridiplantae, Streptophyta, Magnoliopsida, Poales, Poaceae. The coding region runs from base 271 to 1425 and encodes 384 amino acids. Gene Ontology annotation, cellular component: COPII-coated ER to Golgi transport vesicle; endoplasmic reticulum. The record is from RefSeq and is a predicted model, not a curated record.
CCACCUCGUCCCCGUAAUCAAUCUAUUGACCGCCCGGACCCGAGCCCGACCCCGGCGGCACCGAGCGGAAUCGCGGCGGUCAAAGCCCCCCGCGUCGCCGCGGUUUCCACGGGCCGGGCUGCCUGCUGCUCUCGGGAGCUCGGAUCAGGGGCGCGGGGGCGAGCUAGGGUUCCACUGUUCCAGAGCGAGAGCUAGCGGGAGCUAGCGGGAGCGGGAGCGCGCUGCCGUCCUGCGCCGGCGGCCGCGGGGGAGUUGGAGAGAUUGGGAGAGAUGGACGCGUUCCUGCAGAAGCUCAAGCGGCUGGACGCGUACCCCAAGGUGAAUGAGGACUUCUACAAGCGUACGCUUUCCGGCGGCGUCGUCACGCUCGUCGCCGCCGUCGUCAUGCUGCUGCUCUUCAUCUCCGAGACCAGGUCAUAUUUUUAUUCAGCAACAGAGACUAAGUUAGUGGUUGACACAUCAAGAGGAGAAAGGCUACGAGUAAAUUUUGAUAUUACUUUUCCAAGCAUUCCUUGCACUCUCCUCAGCGUUGAUACGACGGAUAUUAGUGGAGAGCAGCAUCAUGAUAUUAGGCAUGACAUUGAGAAAAGAAGAUUAGAUUCACACGGUAAUGUUAUUGAAUCAAGAAAAGAAGGCAUUGGUGGAACAAAGAUCGAGAGACCAUUGCAAAAACAUGGAGGAAGGCUUGACAAAGGUGAACAAUAUUGUGGCACAUGUUAUGGUGCUGAGGAGUCAGAUGAGCAAUGCUGUAAUUCUUGCGAAGAAGUCAGGGAGGCAUAUAAGAAGAAAGGAUGGGCCCUUACAAAUCCUGACCUAAUUGACCAGUGCACAAGAGAGGAUUUUGUUGAAAGAGUUAAAACUCAGCAAGGUGAAGGCUGCAAUGUCCGCGGCUUUUUAGAUGUCAGUAAGGUUGCUGGAAAUUUCCACUUUGCCCCAGGAAAAGGAUUUUAUGAAUCAAACAUAGAUGUGCCGGAGCUAUCGUUACUUGAAGGUGGUUUCAAUAUCACUCACAGAAUAAACAAACUGUCCUUUGGGACAGAAUUCCCUGGUGUUGUUAAUCCACUUGAUGGUGCUCAAUGGACACAGCCAGCAUCAGAUGGGACAUACCAGUAUUUCAUAAAAGUUGUCCCUACAAUAUACACUGAUAUAAGAGGGCACAAGAUUCAUUCAAACCAGUUCUCGGUGACGGAGCACUUCAGAGAUGGAAAUAUUCGUCCAAAACCCCAACCUGGUGUAUUUUGCUUCUAUGAUUUCUCACCCAUAAAGGUGAUAUUCACAGAAGAAAAUAGAUCCCUACUCCACUACCUGACGAACCUCUGUGCAAUUGUGGGAGGCGUGUUCACUGUCUCUGGCAUCAUCGAUUCAUUCAUAUACCAUGGACAGAAGGCACUCAAGAAGAAAAUGGAGCUAGGCAAGUACAGAUGAUCGACAUCGCCCUUAUGCCGGCCCUCAUCUUUUCCAAGUUCUGUGGCAUGUAAGGAGGGAAUGACGAGAAGCCACUUACGUUGCUGAGGUUGCAAGCCCAACAAACUGAUCUUAUUGCACGUUUGCUGAUCAGAUGUUACCUGUAAAAAUACAAGGAAUAGCCUGAUCUUGGAGAAGUGCAUUGAUGUCUAUCAUCGUUGACUGUCCUUGAAUGGCCUGAACUGGGAGGUGGGGUAAUUUGGAGGUGGAUAGAUCAUAGAUCGCACAGAAUGUUUCUCGUGAAAGUCUGUUGAAGGAAACAACUUCACUCAUGGUGUCGCGCAUCUAACUUUGUUCGCUGGUUGCUGCUGCUAUUCAGGACGAACUAGAACGAUUCCAUUUGAUUAUAUUGCUUUCCCUUAGUGGCCUUACACGAUUACCCUUUUUUCA